AUGGCUUGUGAAAUAAUUGAAAUAAAUAAAUCAUCAAGCUUAUAUAGCUUAUCUAAUGUUGAAGAAAUUAAUAUAGAAUCUUUUGAUAGAAAUAAUUCAAAAUAUCAGUGUUGUUGUGGAUUACUUCAUUCUACUACAGGAGUUAAAAUAAUAACACUUCUAUUAGAUGUAGCACUUUUAUUUUUACUUAUUAGAAUAAUUAUUAAUAUCUUAGAAGAAUCAAAUAGUAAUGAACAAUCAUUAAUUUUUCGAUGUUUUAUGAUUUGUCCUCAUGCACUUUCUAUGACGUGGGCGAUAUGGAAAGAAAGUCCUAGUUGUAUGAUACCUUUUAUAACAUUACAAAUAGUUGGAUUAUUUAUUGGUUGUUUUCAAGUUAUAGCAUUACUAUAUAUAAUUAUUACAGAACCUAGUAUUUUUCAAGAUAUUUUAUUAAUAUAUCAUAUAUCUACAUAUACUAUUAUAAUUAUUUUUCAAAUUUGGUUUAUUGUAAUUGUUAUUUCAUGCUGGAAAUAUUAUUGUGAUAAAAGGCAUCAUGGAGCAAAAACUGCAUAUCCUCAUUUUACUUUAAUCCAACCCACUAAAGAAGGAAGUAAUUUUAAUAAAGAAAAUGAGACUAAUUUACAUGAACUUGAAAAAUUAAAUAAUAAAACAAUCCCAAGUAUGGAAAAUGUUGAUUCAGAAAUUUUUAUAUAA
Molecule: messenger RNA, 693 nt
Organism: Strongyloides ratti
Lineage: Eukaryota; Metazoa; Nematoda; Chromadorea; Rhabditida; Strongyloididae
Exons: 2
Coding region: 1-693 (230 amino acids)
Cellular component (GO): lysosomal membrane
Source: RefSeq, a predicted model, not a curated record